This is a messenger RNA of Raphanus sativus (radish), 1632 nucleotides long. RefSeq names its product putative F-box protein At5g62660. Lineage: Eukaryota; Viridiplantae; Streptophyta; Magnoliopsida; Brassicales; Brassicaceae. The coding region runs from base 134 to 1405 and encodes 423 amino acids. The transcript has a single exon. The record is from RefSeq and is a predicted model, not a curated record. Gene Ontology annotation, molecular function: protein binding.
AUUCAUUCAUCUCAAUAAAAGUUCUCUUUCAGAAUUAAGCAAAUACUUUUCAUCUUCAAACUGGUUCUGAGAGAAACAAGAACUUACCUACAAUACCACAAAAACUCCAACACCCUGUGAAUUAGGCAUAGCUAUGGUUAAGUGUCUGACUAUUCAAUGGAAGAAGAGGUUGUCAUCAAAGGCGAUGAGAAGAGCAAGAGGAGGGAGAAGGACAAGAAUACAAAGAAGAGAUGAUCGUGAGAUUUUUUUUGAUCUCAUGAUCGAGAUCCUGAGGAGAUUGCCUGCUAAAUCACUUAUGAAGUUCAAGUGUGUCUCAAAGCUCUGGUCUGGUCUGAUCUGUUCCCGAUAUUUUAGCAACCUUUAUCUUCUUACUAGGAACGUCUCAUCAUCUCCAUCGCCACCGCGACCACUUGGUCUAUUCAUGAGUUUUACUUCUGAGUUACACUUUUAUUGUGAUUCAAUGGAUCUCUGCAACAACCCUGGAAAGUCUGACCUGCUAUCAUUAAGGUUAUCAUCGUCUAGUAAUAGUGUUGAACCAUCCUUAGAAGCAGAUUUGAAUUUACCGGGGAUGGGAGGACACAGGAUGGAGAUUCUUCGCGGUUUGAUUUUAUACAUUGUUUGCAGAAAAGCAUGUAUCUAUAAUCCCACAACUAGACAAAGCUUAACCUUACCCGCGGUCAAAUCCAACAUCUUUGCUCAACAAGAACGUCAUAAACGUGUCUACUACUUUUUCGGGUACGAUCCAGUUCAUGAUCAAUACAAAAUAGUAUGCAGUGUUGUGCUAGGCUCAAGUCAUUUUCUCAGGAUAACCACCGAGUAUUGGGUCUUCGUACUGGAACCCGGAGGUUUUUGGAAAAAAAUUGAGCAUGAUGGUCAAUCUCACGUGCCACAAAGACAAGGACUCUGCAUCAACGGAGUUAUAUAUUAUCUGGCUUUCGGUCAUACAUGUGGCGAUACCAUUUACACUUUUGACGUUAGCUCUGAAAAAUUCCAUAGGAUCCAAGCACCACAUGAGGUGUCUAGUUUUCGUGGUUCUGUGGUUUUCAUAGAGCAUGGUGGGAACCCAUCACUCUUUGAUUAUUCACAUAUUAAAAAAACGGGUGUGUCGGAGUUGUGGGUGUUGGAGAAUAGUGGAACAUGGUCGAGGAAGACUCUGGUUUUGAAGCCUUGUCAGAUACAUUUAGUGAAGGACAUUAACAUUAUUACGUUGAUGGUGCAUGGUACGUGUCAGAACAAUGAGGUUAUCUUGGUGUUGCCUAAUACUUGUUACCUUCUCUAUUAUGAUCUGAUAAAUAAUGAUUUGAGAAAGGUUAAUAUCAAUAGGGAAAGGCCACCAGACCGGAGGCCGUACAUGUAUAUCACAGUUAAGGAUAACUGUGAAAACAUCAUGCACUUGGAAACUUGAUUAUCAUCUAUUUGUGUUUUGCCUAUAAUAAUGCAAUUGUACUGUUUAUUUUGUAAGUUUUAUUUCGAAAACAAACAAUCGUUUUUCUUUUAUUGUUUAAUAUCAUGAUAGGACUAGUUUUGUUGAUAUGAGUGAAUUAAGCUUGAAACUAAUGAUCCAUGAGUCCAGUGCCGGCUUAAAACUAUUUUGGACCUAUGUACAAAUUUUUUUUAUGUAUUAUAGUUAGU